ACUCACACAGACUCUGUCACACCUUCCCCACAGCCUCAGCCUCUGUGAGAGACUCAGCAGAUCUUGACGUUGUGAGGAAGAUGCACAUGAGAUCAGCAGGACAAUAGCUCCUGGGAGAAAUCCAUGCUGAGGGCUACAGCAGCAUCUCAGAGAGAGGGCAAUAGAAGCAGCAUUUAGAGGUUUAUUCUGCUGCUGAGGACCUUAAAAAGGACAGGAGUCUUACAUUCUUUGGAGGGCUUUCUCCUCCACGCUGCAUCUACUCUCUGCUGCUGUAAGGUUACAGUCACCGCGCUCCCCGCGCACAGCAUCGGAAAGGACCGAUUUCUAGCCUGAGAUCAUGAGUGAAGCAAAGAAAGGAGAGAUAGCGAUCCGGGAUAAAGCCAUCCUGCACCAGCAGAGGCGUCUGAAACAGGCCACCCAGUUCACACACAAGGACUCUGCUGACCUCCUGCCCCUGGAUGGGCUGAAAAGACUGGGCACGUCCAAAGACCUGCAACCUCACAGCAUCGUGCAACGCCGCCUCCUGGAGGGAAACAUCACGCGGCUGAGAGGUGAGGGUCGUGACCCCAGCACCAGGGUUCGUUCCCCGCUGGCCGACACCAAGGACGGACCUGCCGACACCGAGGAGAGGAGCGAGAGCACGGCUGAUGACUCCACAGAGGAGAGGGAGUCUCUGGAGGAAAGCGAGAGGAGCCUACGGUCGGAUGAGGAAGACGACAGCAGCGAGGCCGGAGCCAGACAGACAGCUGAGAAACCUGAGGGCGGGGAGAGCGCGACUGUCCUCACAGCUCUCAUCAUUCAGUGCAAGUGCUGCGAGACUGAAGUCAAGGCAUCCAUCAACACUGGCAGCCAACGCAACCACAUCUCCACCUCCUGCUGCCAGAGGCUGGGACUGCUGCCCAGACAGGACAUUUCGCCAUGCGAUGUGAGCAGCUCAGUGACGGAUCUGCAGCUGCAGCUGGGCAGACAGACAGUCCAGUGUUCAGCCUACAUUAAAGAGGAUGAGGCGUUCGAGCUGUGCCUGGGUCUGCAGACUCUUCUGGAACUUAAAUGCUGCUUGGAUCUGAGCAGUCGGGUCCUGAAGCUGCAGGGCUCCGGCGAGGAGUUGCCCUUCCUGAACCCCUCGAAUGACAGUCAGUGCCAACAUGACACCAACGAGAACCUGUGAGCCCGACUCGGCAGCAGCGACCACUUCCUCCAAGCCUAAUUGGUUGCGGCAAUGCGGCACGAUGCUGUUUGUGUCUGGGCGUGGGGUCACAGUGUCUCUCACUGCCAGAACACGGACGAGCUUUCGCCUCUGUUGUGCUUGAGUUUACAUCUUUGCGUUGGUAGAAUUAAGAUAUUCACCAUGAUUAUCUCUCACAUGAAAUUAGUCUAGUAGUCAGAGCAAAAUCCAAUCUCUGUAAGUUUAAUCAUUCUUUAUGAUUAGACUAUAUAUUCAAACCAAUUUGUCUGUUGAGCUGCUCAAAAGCAGCAAUGCACUAAAAGGGAAAGCCAUGAUAAUCCUUGAAGUGAAUUUUAGUGGAAUAUUUUGUGAUUUGACUGUAAAACAAAAUGAAACAAACUUACUUUGAAGCAUCAAAUGAAUGAAAAAAAUGUUAAUUGACAAGCCAAAUUUCAGUUUAAGACAUAUGGCAGCAACAUCAGCCUAUCAGCCUAUCAGCACUGUUAAAACUCACUAUUUAACAUAUUAUGGCUAAUUUCUGAAGCCCAUACAAACACUAAAUGUACAAAAUAAAAGUUGCAUGUAAUGUAAAGGCUGAUAAAAACUUAAAUAAGCACAUAAAAGCCUCUAAUACUGCAACAGUUUCCAAAUUUUAAUGUUUUUAUGGAUUAAACCACUGACGCCUAACCUUUGUCCAUUGAAUUCACACAACCCAGCCAGAUGAAAUCAAACAUUUCACUCAUUCAUUCAUUUCUUCUAGCUAACACUAUAUGAACAAAAGUAUUGGCCUACACAUUACACCUACAGGAGCUUUUAUGACAUCCCAUUCUAAAUCCAUAGGCAUUAAUAUGGACCCUGUUCCCCCUUUGCAGCUGUAACAGCUUUCAGUCUGUGCCAGUUCUUGCCCAUUUAUCCAGAGAAGCAUUUGUGAGGUCACACAGUGUUGGUGGGCGAGAGGGCCUGGCUUGUAACCUCUGUUUUAGUUAAUCCCAAAGGGUUGAGGCCAGGGCUCUCUGUGGGCCAGUCAAGUUCUUCCACACCAAACUCAUCCUGCCAUUCCUUUAUUGGCCAUGCUUUGUGCACUGGAAAAGGCCUUCCCCAAAUUUGGAAACAGAAAUGGCUUGGUGAGCUGAUGCAUUAAGAUUUCACUGGAGCUAAAGGGCCCAGGCCAGCGUCAGAAAAACAGCCCUGUAUCCCUCCUCCACCAAGCUUUAUAGCUGGCACAGGUAGGUAACAUUUUCCUGGUGUUCACCAAACCCAGACUCAUCCAUCAGAAAUGUGAUUCGCCACUCCAGAGAACACAUUUCCACUGCUCCAGGGUCCAGGUGUGGUGUGCUUUACACCACUCCAUCCAAUUCUUGGCAUUGUGCAUGGGAACCCAUACCAUGAAGCUCCUGGCACACAGUUUUGUGCUGAAGUUAAUGCCAGAGGAAAUUUGGAGCUCUGCAGUUACUGAGUCAGCAAGACUACGAUGCUCUGUAAUUUUACAUCUUCUGCCACUGCUGUGAUUCCUGAACAGUUCCACUUUGCAAUAAUACCACUUACAGCUGAUCGUGGAAUAUCUAGGAAGGAAGACAUUUCACAGACUGACUGGUUACAACUAUUACAGUACCACAUGAUCCCUUUAGAGCGACCCUUUCUUUCACAAAUCCUUACAAAGCCAGACAGCAUUGCUAGGCACUUGAUUUUAUCCACCUGUGACAAUGGGACUGAAAACACCUGAAUUCAAAGACUAAGCGGUGUGCCCCAAUACUUCUGUCUAUUUAUAUAUUUCACAACCUUUAAGCCCAAUGAGCAAUUCCUUCUAGCAAAUAUUUCCUCCAAUACAUUAAUCAUACUCUAAUUUAUCUACUUUCCACCAUUUAUCUGUAAAGCUAUUUCCAUAGGUGUCCACCAUUUAUGGCAUCUGUAACUUUUAGCUAGCAACAUCAAACAAUUCUUUUAUUUUCAACUAUUCAUUGCUAUUUCUUGCCAUUAUUGCCACCAUUUUAGCUAUUCCUUUCACUCUGUGCCAUUUCCAGGCUAACCUUCAGCUUAUUAAGUUAACUUUUAUUUUUUAAGUUAAUUCUUUGCUUUUACGUAAAGACCACAUUCUGCAAAUUUAAUGUAGCUGAUUUACAUCGGUCAGUAGUAGGCAGCGCAUUUUAACUGUUUAUCAAUGGGUAGUAGCUGAAACAGGUACAUAUAACUUAAACUUGGCCAUAAGUUAUAUGUACCUGUUUCAACUACUACCCAUUGAUUUUAUCAGUUUGGCAGACCAAGGAUCCCAGCUGUGCACCAAAACAAUAUUUCAAAUGUUUGUUUUCUUAAUUUCACUGUCUACAAGUAUAAAAAUGUAGUUUAUCAAGCAGUUUCUGAUGCAUAAACUGCAAAUAAACAGCACAGUAUUUUGCAUGGUGAUAAUGCUGUGCAGCUUGUGAUCGAUUGAUGGUUUCUUGUAAACUUAAUGCAGUUUUUAUCAGAAGUUUAAUAAUAUAAUAAUAUAGUAUUUAGCUAUUUGAAUAGCUACUGAACCACAGUCACUCAAGGACCAGGCACAGUUUGACACGUUCAAGUUAAAAAUUAAUAGAAAUGAGAGAAAUGCAAUCUGUUUUUUGAAAGUUAAUCGAGAAGUUUUGAAAUUUUAAGCAACAAAAAAAGUAAUAAAUGAAAAUUUUGGAAUUUUGCAUCACGUUUAUCUUCAACUGUAACAAAUACAUAAAUACUCUAGUAUUUCCACUCUAUCAUGUAUUUUUGGAUUUUAAGUGUUAAUCCACAGUUGUACCCACAUAUUGUUUUUUAUGCCUAACUUUUAGGCAGCUGUUGGCUCAUCAAAGAUUCCAAUGGUUAUCCAUAUACUCUUUAUCUGAGCUCUUUAAGCCAUGUUGGAUGAUAGCUUUAACUAUUUCAUUUAUGUUUCUCAGAUGUUCUUGUCUGCAACAAGAGCAUCUAGCGAACAAAGCUCCCCUCCAAUCUUACCUCGUACGCCUGGUUGGAAAUCAGUGGAUUUAACGUAUUGCCUUAACAUGUUCAUUAGUGAGCUUUAGCUGGUGCUGGUAGGCUUCUGUUUUUCUCACCUUUGGACCAAGCCGGGCUGGCUUUUUUUAACCAACAUUUUCUGGCUGUAGCCUUAUAUUUACCAGAUAGAGCAGCGUCAGUCUUCUCACUGUCAUCAAUAUACUGUAUGAUUAAGCACAUUUCCCAAAAUGUCAAAGAAAUAACCCACCUUAUAUAAAAACUGAGGCUCUGCAAGCCGUUUCCUGAGUGUUAAAAGAAAAUGUUAAGAAGCUUUGAAGUUUUGUGUAAUUAGGUGUGGAUCAGGCUACCUCCUUAAAAACCACAGACUGGUUCUCAUCCAGAAUUUUAAGCAAUCUAAUGAAACGUUUCUUAAGUAGAUAUAUUUAGCUUUGUAAAGCCCCUUCAUUCUUUUUUUCCUCAUAAAGAGACGGAUUUGGUUAUGUUUUCCGAGAGCACACUUUCCAGGCUGUCACAAUGGCCUGAACUGAACUAUGGUAGUUCCCUAUAAAUCCCCUCAAAUAAAAAUAGACUUCAGGCCAACCGGUUAAAUAUAUCAGAGUCAGAAAUAUCAAAACAUUCCAUCUGCAUGACUUUGUAAAGUUCUGCCUUUGUAUAAGUCUGCAUGUUUAUGUGCUCGUCUGAUUAUGUCACGUUGAAAGUCUGAAGGGGCUGGGUGUGUGUGUGUGUGCGCGCGCGUGUGUGUGUGUGUGUGUGCGUGUGUGUGUUAUACGUCCAAGCAGGGUUUUCUGCCAUCUUAUAACAGCAGCUCCUGUUUCACGUGGGAAAAAGUGGAACAGGUCCCAUCAUCCCCGACCGGUCCACCGAGCUCCGGUCAGAACAAGCUGCCAAAAGCCGACCCCUGCUGCCUUCCCUUUCUGACUCUUUCAGGAGAUUUUAACUGCUCGGCUGAGGCUGCACUCCGUGCCAAGGCACCUCUUGAAGCUUAUCUUCAUUUAGACGACUCAUUUUCUUUGUGUAUUUGCCACCUUUUUGGCUGAUGUUAUUCACUCUUGACGCCUCACGUUUGCUGAUUUGCCUCCCCACUACAGUGCCACCUGCCUCUCUUGUCUGUGUUUUCAUAGUGUGGAGAGUAAGGAACUGCCUCAGAUUUGCACCAUCAUGCUCCGCUUUAACAACACCUGAGCCGCGCCUUGCUUUUGACUCUGCUACAGUAACCAUCUAGCCUAUUCUUGGCGGUCAUGAAUGCGUAGAUUGGAAAAAUUUGUUUCUCUUUGUUGUACUAGUGACCUUCCUAUGAUGUGUGAGAGGAAUCGAUGUAUGACAGAAGUUUAUUUUUGGUGUUUUUUCUUCUUCUGAACAGUAUUUUCUCUGCCUAAUAAAAUAUGUAUUCUGGCUAG
This is a messenger RNA of Archocentrus centrarchus (flier cichlid), 5520 nucleotides long. RefSeq names its product nuclear receptor interacting protein 2 (gene nrip2). The coding region runs from base 338 to 1168 and encodes 276 amino acids. The record is from RefSeq and is a predicted model, not a curated record. Lineage: Eukaryota; Metazoa; Chordata; Actinopteri; Cichliformes; Cichlidae. The transcript is spliced from 6 exons. Gene Ontology annotation, molecular function: aspartic-type endopeptidase activity. Gene Ontology annotation, biological process: proteolysis.